AUGAGUAAUGGUACGAGCGGUACACUGUUGAGUCAAUUGUGGCAACCUGGGGAUCUUGAGAUAGAUCAGCAUCAAAAUCUAUAUAUUGCUGACACUUUUAACACUCGUAUUGUAAAAUGGUCACAAGGUGCCACACAAGGUGAACUGGUGACCGGUAGUAAUUUCAUUGGCAAUGGCCCUUCUCUACUAAAUUAUCCUUAUGUAUUAUAUUAUCCAUCAAAUUUAAGAAUUGAUCUCAAUGAUCAACUCUAUGUUCUAGAUAAAUACGAUGCACGUAUAUUGAGGUUUAAUCUGAGCGAUCUAUCAACCUUACCAGCACCAUUAAAUGGCACAACAAUUCUAAGUUUUACUGAUGACCAAUGUAUGUCUAUGUAUUUAAAUAAGCAAACAGGUGAUAUCUAUGUUUGCGAGCAGUCCAAUGCACGUAUUGUUUUAUGGAAACAAGGAAAUAGUAGGGACUAUGUAGUUGUUGCGGGUGGUAAUGGGAAUGGCGGUAAUCAAAAUCAAUUCAAUCAACCAAGUGGUGUCUAUGUUGAUGAGCGAACAUUAACCGUUUAUAUAGCUGAUACCUAUAAUAAUCGGAUACAAAAAUGGCUCGAAAAUUCCACAACAGGUAUCACUGUAGCAGGUGUCGAAGAUAUCAGUUCGGGAACACAACAAAAUCGACUUCAGCAACCCAGGAGUGGUUUGAUUGUUGAUCAAGAAGGAAACUUAUACAUAAGCGAUACCAAUAAUCAACGUAUACAACAAUGGUUAGUAAACGCAGCUGAGGGAAGAACAAUCGUGGGUAGUGAAGAUGGUAUUAGUGGUGUAGAUUCCAAUAAAUUAAACACACCCAUGGGGAUUAGAUUUGAUUGGCAAUAUAAUUUAUAUGUUGCUGAUAGUGUUAAUAAUCGUGUUCAAAAAUUUAAUUUAAUUGAUAAUGGUUGUUAA
Didymodactylos carnosus is the source of this 933-nucleotide messenger RNA. Lineage: Eukaryota; Metazoa; Rotifera; Eurotatoria; Philodinida; Philodinidae. The record is from the annotation of a GenBank genome assembly.